CGUAACUUCCUGUUCACAUUUUCCCAGGGAAAUGGCGGCCCUAAGUCCUGAUCGUGCUCCAGAUGGAGAGACCGAACCCGACACCGAAUCCGAACCCGACACGGACCCCUGGGUUGGGCUGGGCCCGAUCGUUAACCGGGAGCCAGCGGUGAAGCUCCCGAGUGCGGUGAGCGGUCUGGAGCCGCUCUCGUGGUCCGAAGACCAUCGCCUGUCGGCCUCCAGUACCAGCAGCAUUUCUCUUAUGGAGAUCCUGUGCGAUGUCCACGGCUGCAACCAGGAUCUGGUCAUGCAGCGGACCUCCAUCCCCUUUCCGGACAGUAUUUGUGAACUCAAGGUGGGCCUGGAGGAAGGAGAAUCUGAAGGCGGGGAAGGCAAGGAAACACUAGAUUCACCAGAGAGCCAGUGUUUGCUGGAUAGUGUGAAAACCCCAGAAGCAGCAAGUGUCUCCCCUCAGACUGGCUUCAAGUACACCAGCUGGUCCCCCUUGGGCUGUGACACCAACGGGCGCUGUCUGCUGGCCUCUCUCACGCUGGACAACCGACUCACCGUGUACGGCAACCUGAACCGGCUGCAGUGGACGGCUCUGGUGGAACUGACUGAGCUCUACGGUGAGAUGCUGGAGGAGAAGGGCUACUCGCUGCCGGGGGCCGAGCCCCCCUUGGGCCCGCUGGAGGACUUGCCCGAGCGUCAGCGGCGCCAUCGCAUGCAGAGCCCCGUGCGCAUGGAGUGGUCCAGCGUGUGCACCACGCAGCAAGUGCAGAUGAACAACGAGUGCAAGGAUGUAGGUACGGUGCUACUGGCUGUGCUCAUGGAAAAUGGGGACCUGGCCAUCUGGCAGUUCAAACUCCCUUUUGAGGGCAAAGAUUCGGUGCUUUCCUGCAACACUAUCCAGUCGGGUGUGUCUGCACCCAGUGUGCUGGCUUGGUGGGAGUAUGAGCAUAGCGGGCGCAAGAUGAGUGGACUGAUCGUGGGCAGCUCGGUGGGGCCCGUCAGGAUCCUUCCGGUCAACCUCAAGGCCGUGAAGGGCUAUUUCACCCUACGGCAGCCUGUGGUACUGUGGCAGGAGACUGACCAGAUUCCAGUGCACAACAUCAAGUGCAUCUCGCUCUUUCACCCCUACCAGAAGUGUAACUGCAGUCUGGUGGUGGCAGCCCGAGGUUCCCACCUUUUCUGGUGCCUCCUGCUGAUCUCCAAGGCCGGCCUGAAUGUGCACAACUCUCACGUGACUGGCCUGCACACCACACCCAUCAUGUCGAUGACUGCCAGCCGCUACGGAGGCUCGAUAUUCACAUGUUCGGCUGACGGCGUAGUAAAGAAGCUCACGCCCAUAUUCACUGACAUGGCGGUCAUGUUCAAGCAGGAGCAAAUCAACAUGCCUGAGGGCGUGAUUGGCAGCAGAUUACAUGGCAUAGCUGUCAGCCCCAACGGUGCCUAUCUGGCCUUGGUCACCACAGAAGGUGUGACCAACGGCCAGCACCCAGUCAGCCGGGUGUUCCAGGUCCAGUUUAUCACGUUGAAGACCCCAGAUGACGCGGCAGCAGAGCUUUUGGAGUCCAUGGUGCAGAACCUUUUCAAACAGACGGACCUGCUGGAUCUAGUGCGCUGGAAGGUUCUGCGGGAUAGGCGGAUUCCGCCCAUGCUGCAGGAGGAGCUGGACGACAAAGUGCACGCCACAGGCUCCACCUACCUGUGGCGCUUCAAGCUCUUCCUGUUCCGCGUGCUCUACCAGUCCCUGCAGAAGACAUCUGCGGAAUCGCACUGGCUUCCUUCACACGAGGACACCAAAGUGUUCAUUGUGGACGAAGAGGGCGAGGACAAUAGCGAGGAUUCCCCUGCUGGAGCCUCUGCUUCAGGGGGGGUGGGAUUAAAGGGACCUGGGGGCGGGGCCUCAGAUGAACAGAUGAGUGAGGUCAUUGCCUGGAUCGAGGCGGUGGAAUCUCACCUGACACGUGAGCAUAUGAAGAGGGUGCUGGGGGAGGUGUAUCUCCACACCUGGAUCACCGAGAACACCAGCAUCCCCACCCGUGGUGUGUGUGACUUCCUCAUGAGUGACCCUACCUAUGAAGACAGAGCUGCCAGGGUACUCAUUGGGCAUAUCUUUAAGAAGAUGAACAAGCAGACCUUCCCAGAGUACUGCAGCCUCUGCAAAGAAGUGCUGCCCUUUACUGACCGCAGGCAGGCCGUGUGCAGCAACGGGCACAUAUGGCUCAGGUGUGUGCUGUCGUACCAGGCCUGUCAAACGCUCACGUUCAGACGCUGCCUCCUGCAAGACAGCAUUGCCAGAUACCCCGUGCCUGAAGACCCCGACUGGAUCAAGAGGAUAUUGCAGGGCCCUUGUACCUUCUGUGACUCCCCACUCUUCUAGCUAGUUAGAAGACAACGGCUGCAUUGUUUCAGGCUGGCACAAGCCUGCUCAGACUACAUGGACUCUAUUUUAUUAUGUAAAUGCAGCUUUUUACUAUGAAUUUGAUUUGGUAUCGUUUAUUAAUUAUUGAGUAUAGUUUCCUUCCUCAUUCUGAGGAAGUAUGUUAAAUACUAUCUUUUUUUCCACAAUGUACAGAAUUUCAGCCUGGGUAAAGGCUGUACGGUUCACCUUCACUACAUACCUCUGUCAUUGUUCCAUAUCUUGUGUUCAGCACAGGACCUGAACCAGGUAGUUGGCCCCAGCUUCUUUUUUGUUAUCUUGCUUUUCACAUUACAGAUCUCCAUAUUUAUAUAUAAUAUAUAUAUAUAUAAAAAAAAAUAGAGCAAUGUAAAGUUUUAGGCCUUUUACUUUAUUUUGUCGUCAUGCAGUUUGACAGGAUCAUUAUAAUUUCCUUGCGCGGCGUUGUUCAAAUACAUAUUUUGCUAAAUUGGCUUUGGAAAAUUCAUGUCCGACGCUCCCUUAGUUAUGCAACCCUUCCUUUAAAGAACUGAGACGAGGGCUUCAUAUAGAUGAGGCGAGAGACGGGCAGCAGGAAAGAUCCAGUCCCUCCCAAGGGUAUGGUUUCUAAUGAGAUUCCACUGUAAUGAGGGACAGUUCCUGCUGGCAGAUGUGAGACUAAUUUUAAUUAAUGAGGUUAGAGUGCAUAUUGUUAAAUAUGAUUAACCCUUUUCGGAGAACAGCGGCUGGGUGCGGUGCGUCUGCACCGGCCCUGUAUUCCCUGCACCUUGGCUGCCCGACACGGAGGUCGGCGACUCCUGAUCAAAGACCCCGAAUGAUAGCCGGCUCCUCGGCUGCCCGUGCUGAGCCGCAUCACCCUCACCUCAUCUUACGGUGGGUUAGGGGGGGGGACGGCCCUGCCCUGCUGGCGCUUGACAUGUGAGCGCUUUCCUUUUUUUUUUUGUUAUAUUUUAACAGCGUAUCCAAGAAACGCUGCAAACCAAAAGCGCCCUUCCGUCUCAAAGAGCUCUUAAGAAAAUGCAAAGAUGAAAAGAAACCGGAGGAAUUUGUAGGCUUGUAGUGGAUGUUUGUGCACUUAUUUCUCAUCAGCUGAUUUUUCUGAGCACUGUGGUGCUGACGCCGCACAGUGGAUUAUGGGAAAACGGGUCAGGGACACUCCUGCCGUUUAAAUGCAAAGUAUUUUCCUUAAUUGCAUAAAAAAUGUGAAGGAUACACCAUUAUGUCUGCUAAUUGUAUUAACAUUUCAUUGAUCCAAAACCGUUGAUCCAUUUCCCUUUUGGUGCAUCGUCACAUUUCCUUGGAUGGUGAAAGCUUCGUGCUGAAUUAGGGACACCCAUAAUCUCGCUCUUUCUUAUAACAUAGGGAAUCCUAUAAUCGUUUAUUAGAUAUAGCUGAAUAAUGGUAGUAUAUAUGUGAAAUUAAAGCUGGUUGUCAAUGGAAGAUUUUUUCACAGAUGUAUAGAUGGCUUCCAGUGGUCCUGGUUUAAUCUCCAAGCCCCGUUUACCCCGUAAAUAGUGCUGUUUGCUAGGGUGUGUGUUAUGGUUUCUCUCUUCUGGAUUCAGCCCUGCCUUGCUGCAUGGUCUGAAGAAAUGUAUCUUAGCCAAGAAACUGUGUGUGCUGUUUUCUUUUUUUGUUUUGCUUCUUUUGUAAAUAAAUUUUUAAAGUAUUUUGUACAAUUA
Brienomyrus brachyistius is the source of this 4062-nucleotide messenger RNA. It is a transcript of the gene gtf3c4, whose product is annotated as general transcription factor IIIC, polypeptide 4. Gene Ontology annotation, molecular function: protein binding; histone acetyltransferase activity. Gene Ontology annotation, biological process: transcription initiation at RNA polymerase III promoter. Gene Ontology annotation, cellular component: transcription factor TFIIIC complex. The transcript is spliced from 5 exons. The record is from RefSeq and is a predicted model, not a curated record. NCBI's taxonomy places the organism in Eukaryota, Metazoa, Chordata, Actinopteri, Osteoglossiformes, Mormyridae. The coding region runs from base 32 to 2365 and encodes 777 amino acids.